CCGUAUACAGUCAAUCCAUUGUAUGACCUCCCAGAAAAUUUUGCUCCCAGCCUUCCCGAGGGCAGAUCUGCUGAUGACUUCGUCAUCACAUUUGCUGUUAUAUUCCUGGACAACCCUGCCUUUUUCCUCGAAAUCGAACCCCCUGGUGAUGUCAAUGACAUCUCGGCCAGGAUCGCUGCGGACAACCAGAUGAGGGAAAGAUUUCGUAGCCUCGACCAAAUAACCACGGUACCACGACUCCAUGGCAUCAGUAUCAUGGGACAGAUGCUUGCUUUCUAUUACAUGGACAAAUCCAGUGGCUGCGUAGUCCCUGGACUUCCAACAGCAGAAGGCGAGGACUCGAUUCCAAUCAAUCGGUGGGAUUUGGAUAUCACGACGGAAGCCGGGCAUCGAGGUUUAUGGCGGUCUUGA
This is a messenger RNA of Suillus paluster, 411 nucleotides long. RefSeq lists its product as uncharacterized. The transcript has a single exon. The annotation marks the transcript as partial. Lineage: Eukaryota; Fungi; Basidiomycota; Agaricomycetes; Boletales; Suillaceae. The record is from RefSeq and is a predicted model, not a curated record.